Dendronephthya gigantea is the source of this 1777-nucleotide messenger RNA. Its product is annotated as tripartite motif containing 13-like. The transcript has 4 exons. Gene Ontology annotation, cellular component: nucleoplasm; chromatin. Bases 90 to 1730 code for a protein of 546 amino acids. The record is from RefSeq and is a predicted model, not a curated record. Gene Ontology annotation, biological process: positive regulation of DNA-templated transcription. Gene Ontology annotation, molecular function: zinc ion binding; ubiquitin-protein transferase activity. NCBI's taxonomy places the organism in Eukaryota, Metazoa, Cnidaria, Anthozoa, Malacalcyonacea, Nephtheidae.
CCGCACAUAGAUCCCCAUAUUUCAAUAUUAUAAUAAAACGAUACGCGAAAUUAUGACCUAUAAAUUUGGUCGCUUGGCAAAGAUUUCAUAUGGCUGAAAAACCAUCAAGUCCCGUCUCAGAUCUCGCCGAGUUGGUGACAUGUUCAAUAUGUCUGGGACCUUUUCGGGAUGCAAGAGCACUGCCUUGUGUCCAUUCCUACUGCAAGGAAUGUUUACAAGGUUUGGUGACACCUCAAGCAAAGCUGACAUGCCCACAUUGCAGGGAAGACUUUGAGGUUCCAGAUGGUGAUGUCUCCAACUUGAAUCGAAACUUUCAGCUAAACGAAAUAGUUGAUGUGUUUAACUCCAUGACCUGUGCUGUUCCAAAUGAUGAAGGUCUGUCUGAGAAUUCUCCAACGGAUGCAACCCAAGCUUGUUUAGCUAAUCAAACUACUUGCAAGGAUCAUACAGGAAAAGAAUGUGAACUGUUCUGUCAAAAUUGCUUUAAAUUGAUAUGUUUUGAGUGCAUUUCAAAGUGGGGUACUUGCACCCAGCAUUUAUAUGAAAGUAUUGACGUGGUCGCAAAAGAGUUCAGAGAAAACAUCAAAGAAUUUGUGCGGAAAAAGGAAGAACAGUUGCCCUCUGUCAUAAAACAUGGUGUCGUUCUUGAAGAUAUGAGAGAGAAACAAUCCCUUAACAGUGCAAGUGUCACAAAUGAAAUAUUGGAAACUUUUGGAAAGCAAAUUGAAAAUCUCGAAAAGAGACGAGAUGCAUUAACCAACCAAGUAGUUGAUAUGCAGUUGAAAAAUGAUGAUUGUGUGGCUUCGGAGGUAGAUCGUGUCCGUAUAGAACAAGCCAAAAUUGAAAACACAAUUGAAUUUUGUAACAAAAUUAUUGACGUCAAUGACUCUGCACUAUUUUUACAAAAAUACAUACAAGUUAAGAUGUUUCUAACUGAACCUCAGGAGUUGGUGUCACAUGUUGAUGUCCGUGCUUUACUAUUUCAAGCAACGGACUCGCUAAUGAAUGAUGUCAUUUCAAAUUUCGGAAAUGUUGUGUUGUGUGAUGAAAGCUCUGCUGCAGAAGAGGAAAAGCUGGUCAGAGAAGAGAGGCCAACAUCAAAACAUGCAGGACAUGCAACGUCAACAUCUCCUAUUCCAGCAAAUGAGCCAGGCCCAUCAAAUAAAUUACAUCGUAAUUACAGUACUGCCUCUCCAAGGCCUGUUGUACCAAAUGCACCUGGUGAACAAGUUGGCAUUGAGAAGCCAGUCGUUGCAAAGCUUUACAUCAAAAACUUGGCUAGAAUGAACAAUCCCUUUGUUACAUUUGAGGACAAUGGAUUUGGUGUGAAAACAAAAAGCUCAAAAAACGAAGCCAUUAUUGGAAAUCCAGGCUUCAGAAUGGGAAAACAUUCAUGGAAAAUUAAAGUGGUUGGUUGUCCUGAUGGUUUAAGCAUUGGUAUAUGCGUUGGCUUCAAAGGUCGUGGUAAGGUUGUUACGUAUGAUUCAGCAUUAACCAGUACUAGUACAGAAACAAAUGUACUGGUGGAGUUGGACUGCAGUGCCAGAAAGUUGUCUGUUUCACCAGAUGGCUACCAACCUGAUACAAUAGGAUUUGACAAUCCUCACAACUAUGAAGUUCAUCCAUACUUCCUUCUGCCCCCAUCAAACAUAGUUAGUUGUAGUAAAAUCACUAUUGUGAGCAUUGAUGGACACUUGACAGAAUGUGUAGAGUCAUGUUGUAUAUUGUAAAUGAAUGCAACAUGAAUUUAUAGGUAUGUGCACCAUUUUAUUUAAAG